Molecule: messenger RNA, 1326 nt
Organism: Penicillium macrosclerotiorum
Lineage: Eukaryota; Fungi; Ascomycota; Eurotiomycetes; Eurotiales; Aspergillaceae
Product: putative salicylate hydroxylase
Exons: 7
Coding region: 1-1326 (441 amino acids)
Biological process (GO): secondary metabolite biosynthetic process
Molecular function (GO): FAD binding; monooxygenase activity
Source: RefSeq, a predicted model, not a curated record
AUGAAGGUGCAACAGGCAAAGGUGCCAUUGGAUGUGAUCGUAGUCGGGGCCGGUACGCUUUCUUCCCAGAUUACAUAUCAUUGGGGCAUUGGCGGCAUAGCGGCUGCCCUGACGCUGGGACUUCGAGGUCACCAUGUCGUGAUUCUCGAGGCUGCCCCCAAACUGAUGGAGGUUGGAGCUGGAAUCCAGGUCUCCCCAAAUAUGUUAAGACUGUUUGAGCGAUGGGGUGUAUCGGAUUUGAUCCAUGCUCAGGACGUGGCACUCGAGCACAUUCACGUCCGACGAUGGGCAGACGGCGAAUUGCUCGCAACUAUGCCCGUGAACAAGACGUUUGGGCAGCAAGUGGUCAUCCACCGUGCAGACCUGCACAAUGCUCUAAUUGACAGGGCAUUGGCUUUGGAUAACGUCGAGUUGCGGGUGAAUUCGACGGUCACGAAUGUUGAAUUCAGUCCGGCUACUGUCACACUUGCAAACGGCACUGUCGUCCGCGGCGAUGUUGUGAUCGGUGCUGAUGGCAUCAAGUCGACAAUUCGUGGACAUCUACUGGACGAUGCGUCCCUCAAGGCGAUUCCCACGGGUGAUGCUGCAUACCGCAUUGUGCUGCCGCGCAGUGUGAUGGAGCAGGAUCCUGAAUUGAAGGAGCUCAUUGACGAGCCGCAGGCGACUCGUUGGCUGGGGCCUUCGCGCCACAUUAUCGCAUACCCCGUUCGCAACCAUGAACUGUAUAACGUUGUCCUGCUUCAUCCAGAUCGGCAGGAAGUCGAGGAGUCAUGGACGACUAAGGGCUCGAAGCAGGCGAUGGUCGACCAUUACCAGGGCUGGGACCAGAAGGUGCGCAAGCUGAUUGACUUGGUGGACGCCGACGAGGUUCUCGAGUGGAAGUUGUGUCUGCAUCGUCCACUCAAGACGUGGAUUCGCGGGUCGGUGGCCUUGAUCGGUGAUGCGUGCCACCCCAUGCUUCCGUACGUCGCUCAAGGCGCGGCUCAGGCCGUCGAGGAUGCGGCUGCCCUCGGCGUUCUCUUAUCCGCCAUCUCGGCCCGGCAUGAGAUUCCUCGAGCUCUCCAGGCCUACGAGAGGUCGCGGAAACAGCGUGCCGACACAGUGCAGCAGUCUGGCUCCGAGAACCGUAUCACCCUGCACCUGCCCGAUGGCCCGGAGCAGGUUGCGCGCGACGAGCAAUUCCGGGCAUCGUCAAACGGAUCCAAUCCGGAUAAGUGGUCGGAUCGCGAGACCCAGCGCAUCCUCUGGGGCUGGGAUGCUGAAAAGGCCGCCCUGGAUACCUGGACUGGUACCGAUCCAGAAGCCAAGGUCAACGCCAGCCUGUAA